UAUUAUCUCCAAGUCAAUUCCGGUUCAACAACUGCAGCAAAAAUGGACGUAUGGGGCAGUCAGAACGCGGCGGCUAAGGAUACAUUGGUGGUGGGGGAGGAGGACGACUGGGAGCUCGCUGAGAGCGGGAAGGACGCGCUGAUCGUGCUACUGGAUGUGCGCAAGGCCAUGUUCUCCCCAUACCCACACGCGACAGCAGAGGCUCCAUCCACGUGGUUCCACGCUGUUGUGGAGCUUGUGAUCAAGCUUCUUAAGUCGAAAGUGGUCGCGAAUGAUAAUUCUCUGCUAAGCGUCGUCUUCUUCGGGACGGUGAGUGCGUUUCCUGGUUGUGUUCGUGUCUUUCUGUUGUUACUGACCUCGCAUACAGAACAAACGUGGAGAAGCAGGUGCAUUAGAGCAAGUCUACGAGUUUCAACCGCUGGGAUUCCCGUCGGCACAGCGGAUCAAGGACCUUCAGGCUCUACUGGAAGCAGACAUUCAGUCGGAAUUUGAGUCCAUGCAGAACUCGGACAAGUUGUCAUUUAGCAACGCAUUGUGGCAAUGUGGGAUUUCCUUUUCCAACGCAAACUUGAAGAAGAAAGACUCGCAGCGUAUCUGGAUAUUCACAAAUGAUGACAGCCCGGAAGGUCCAGACGCAGAAGAAGUCGGGCGGAUUCAAAAGCAAGUUCAGAACCACACUGAAUUGAAGCGUACACUGAAUCUAUUUUACAUUACACCGCCUGGGAAGGAGAAUUUUGAUCUGGCGAAGUUCUACGGAUGCAACUUUAAGGACUUUUCAGCUGAAGAAGAUGAAGAAAAUGUCGAGGACGAAGCCACUUUCCAGCCAGCAUUUCCUGUCAGUUCGCUUGAUGAUCUCAUGGACGGAUCUCUCCGCAAACGGUUCCGCAAGCGCCGGCUUACAACGUUCCCUCUCCAUAUCACGAAAGGCGUGUCAAUUGGUGUGGAGUUGUACGCGCUGGUGGUUGUCCAGCGCAAAAACACCCCCGUGGCUCUCGACGCGAGCACAAAUACCCCACUCAAGACUGAGACCAAAUGGCUCUGCGAAGACACAGGAGCUUACCUGACCCCGGAUCAGAUCAAAAAAUACAUUGACUACGGCGGUAAGCGCGUAUACUUCACUCGAGAUGACGUGGUGGAGAUCAAGCACUACGACGCCCCCGGACUCCAGUUGAUCUGCUUCAAGCCAUUGAACUCUCUCAAGUGGAACGAAAACAUUCGUUCGCCUUAUUUCGUGUACCCGUGUGACGGCUACAUCGAAGGCAGCUCGACCGCCUUUAUGGCGAUUCUAAAUUCCAUGGUCCGGAAGCAGAAAUUUGCGUUGGCGAGACUGAUUGCCCGGAAAACAAGCGAACCUCGUCUGGUGGCGCUGGUUCCCCAAGAGGAAGAGAACGACGAGAUGGGUCAAGUGCAGCCGUCAGGGUUUAACGUCAUCUUCUUGCCGUAUCUGGACGAUAUCCGUGACGUUCCUGUGGACCCAGUGAUGAACGUGGACCAGGAGAAGAUUAAAGCGGCGAAACAAUUAAUCUCGAAGCUGAAGCUGACGGAAGCACCAAGUUUCGAGAACCCAGAACUUCAAAAACACUACGCUGCCAUUCAAGCUCUCGCCCUGAAUGAGGAAGCGCUGGAAUUCGAUGAAAACAAAGACACGACUCUUCCAGAUGCUGAUGGCUUCAGUCAAGAAGAAGUGAAGGUAAGAAGGAAGCGGGUAUUGGUGCGAUAUCCGUGUGGCUCAUCACGUUUUAUGAUUCCGCCCAUUCAGGAUGCGAUUACCAACUUCCGAGACGUGUGCGGUGGAGACUUGAUCGACGUCUCAACUGCCGCGAAGCGCAAGGUCAGUUGCUUUCAGCAAUUAAGCUACCUGCGUCAUCAGCUGAUCUUGUUAUUUGUUGCGUAGUCUUCGGCCUCGGGCGGGCGCAAGUCGACAACGAAGAAGACAGCGAAGGCAAAGGCAGGCUCAGCGAACAAGCCGGAGGCGGAGGAAACGUUCGACAAGAACGAGUGGGCUGCACUCGUGGCGUCCAACGUGAUCCAGAAGAAGACUGUCGCUCAGUUGAAGGCCUUCCUGCAUGCCCACGGCCUCGCUGCUGUGGGGCGGAAGGCCGAGCUGAUCGACGCCGUCAAGAGCUUUUUGGACGCGUAGAUCGUCACAUUACUGUCACACGUCGCAUGAAUAUCAGACUCUACAAUUUUAGCCAAUCGUAGCGCUUCAAUUGUUAUUUCUUCCAAUC
Phytophthora nicotianae INRA-310 is the source of this 2228-nucleotide messenger RNA. RefSeq lists its product as hypothetical. The coding region runs from base 497 to 1894 and encodes 465 amino acids. Gene Ontology annotation, molecular function: telomeric repeat DNA binding; damaged DNA binding; DNA helicase activity. Lineage: Eukaryota; Oomycota; Peronosporomycetes; Peronosporales; Peronosporaceae. The transcript is spliced from 6 exons. Gene Ontology annotation, biological process: telomere maintenance; cellular response to X-ray; double-strand break repair via nonhomologous end joining. The record is from RefSeq and is a predicted model, not a curated record. Gene Ontology annotation, cellular component: nucleus; Ku70:Ku80 complex.